Messenger RNA from Prunus avium (sweet cherry), 3177 nucleotides. Lineage: Eukaryota; Viridiplantae; Streptophyta; Magnoliopsida; Rosales; Rosaceae. The record is from RefSeq and is a predicted model, not a curated record.
UGUAUGUAAUCUGUUGCUUCUUUCUUUCUUGUUCUAAGUUACAGAUAGCCAAGGCCCAAGGACAAGACUUUGUCCUGUUUCUGAAUCUCCUGAAGACACAAAAGAAAGCUAUUUAGUGGAGGAUUUAAAGAUUACGGGGGAAAACAAAAUGGGGAGUGCCAUUCUGAUGCUAGAGCUCUUUUUAUGCCUCACUGUCUAUGCAGCAAGUGAAGAAUUCGAAUUCUCGUCUUCAAAAUCCAGUUCGCACAGGAGAGUGAUAGAUGUAAAGGGAGGCCCAGAGUCACUAGUGUGGGUGGUUCAGCUUUCUGAUCUUCAUUUCAGUGUCCACCAUCCUGACAGAGCACUUGACUUCAAGAACUUUGUGGGGCCUGCUCUCUCCAUGAUCAACCCUUCUCUGGUCCUCAUCACCGGUGAUCUCACAGAUGGAAAAAGCAAGGAUUUGUUGACAAUGAAGCAAAAUGAGGAGGAGUGGGUGGAAUACCAGAACAUGAUGGCAGAUGUGAUAAAAAGGAGUAGACUUGACAGGAGUAUCUUCUUUGAUCUUAGAGGGAAUCACGAUAACUUUGGCGUACCGGUGCUUGGUGGUUCCUUUGAUUUCUUUUCAAAGUAUAGCAUCAAUGGGCAGUUGGGCAGAACUGGGAAUGUCAAUAGUGUCACACUUCAGACUGGUGAGCGGAAGCAUCUGUUUGUUGGAGUAGAUAGCACAAUGUCUGUUGGUCUACGAGGUCCCACUAAUCUUUUUGGGCAUCCAACUGAUCAACUAUUAGCAGAACUGGAUAUGGAGCUCUCACAGUGGGAUUCUCAAUCAGAAAAACCAUUAAGCAAGAUUUCCUUUGGGCAUUUUCCUCUUUCAUUCUCAGCAACCUCAUACUCUGGGAAGAGCCUAAAAGAUAUCUUCCUCAAUCAUUCCAUAUCGGCUUAUAUAUGUGGGCAUCUCCAUACACGGUUUGGUAAAAACUUGAAGCGGCAUCAUCAGUUGAGUCGUCAUUUUUUAUCGUUGCAGAAAUUUUUCCAGCCAAAUGUACACCAAUUAUCUUUUCAUGGUACUGCUAAUUGUUCAAUUGAAGCCCCAGCGGCUAGAGAAUUCUGGGAGUGGGAGAUGGGUGACUGGAGGAAGAGCAGAGCCAUGAGAAUUUUGGCCAUUGAUAGAGGUCAUGUUUCGUAUGUUGACAUUGACUUCAUGUCAGGCACCAAAAAGACUAUCAUAUUGCCAACUUUUCCCCUGGAUUCACGGUUCAUGUCAACAUCUUCAUCCCAUCAUAAGUAUGAAUGUCAUGCUGUGGUAUCUUACGAGACAGUAAGAGCCCUGGUAUUUUCUGUUUCUCCAAUUGUGUCGGUUAUGACUAGGAUCUAUGACUCAAGACCUGGAUAUCUCAAUCUGGUAUUUGAGGCACCCAUGAGAAAGCUCGUGGAUAACACCUCCAGGGGAGAUCUUUAUGUUGCUCCAUGGAAUUAUAGAGCCUUUGAGGAUCCAAUUCCUAAUAGAUAUUGGCUGCAAAUAGAAGCAACUGACUUCAUGGGCAGAUCGACUUCAACUGAUUUAAGGCCGUUUUCUGUUAAUGGUCUUAGUACUAUGCUCUCAUGGACAUGGAAGGAGUUUAUGGUCAUGGGUUGUCAAUGGGCUGCUUUGUAUUACCCAAUGUUCUGGUGUGCUGUGUACUUUAUACUCUCCAUUCUCCUUAUUCCAAAAGCUCUCCUCAUUUUCUCAAUUAGGCAUUUCACUUACAAGAAUAAGGGCUUCCUAAAUGGCAUAGGAUUUGUUUUACAGGAGCUUAGCAGGGUUCCCUUCACAUGGUUUGGUUUUUUAGGAUACUUAUUCUACCUUAUAUUAUUCCCCUGGUUUAUUGGGAAAGUUUUCACGGACGACAAGGAUAAAGGAUACAUGACCUAUAUGGGGUGGGUAGUUAAAUCUUUCAAUCAAAAGGGAAAACAUGAAUAUGCCGGAUCUCCAGAUAUAAUGGUGGUUGUUCUUCCACAUCUCUUCUUUGUGGUUUUUCCUGCUAUUUUGCUGACUGGGGCUUUGGCUACUGAAAAACAGAUCUCCAGGGAAAACUUUCUCUCACUUACGGGGAAGAAAGAAGAUGACUAUGAUCAAGAGGAAAGGAGUUCUUUAUGGUAUGAUUACCAACGGAGUAGGAAAUCAAAUUCCUGUGUUGGAAACCGGUGGAUUCGAAAAGUUCUUUUGGUUCUUUGCUUGGCAGUUUGUUGGAAGCAUUUUAUGUACAUAUGUGAAUACUCAUCCAGACUUCUUAAGAUGAUGGAGGCAAGAAAUUGUUUGGAACCUUGCAACCACCAUUCUGAAACGUUACAAGGUCUCCAAACUAAAUUUUCUUUCCUCUGUCAUCCUGGGAACCGUAUUGGAGAAAUGACUACUAGAAUUGCAGGGCUCUCAUCAAAGCAUAUGAGAUGAAUCCCAUUCUCAAUUUUCCAGGAUAUAGCCUCACAAUUCCACUACUGUUGGCUUAUACUGUCUACAAAACCAGAAGUAUAUAAUACUAUGCACAUUGCAGAGUGCAAAAUUGGGCUCACAUUUCUUCAAGUUGUAUCAACAUUCCUUGUUGCUGAAUAGAACGCAUUUCAUGCAGGCUUGAGUUCACAUGAACAAACAAAACAACAGGAAGAAGUGAUGCUUUGAGGUCUGCUAUGGCAGAUAAUAUUUGAAGUGGGUUUGGAUUUGGUGAUGAAUUGGUUGUGUUGCAUUUAAGAAGGCAAGGCGACUCCUAAGAUUAAGAAAUUGAUGUUGGGAGAGGAGGCAGCCCUAGUCCCCUAGCAUGUUAAUUGCAACAAGUGGCUGUAGGCUGUACCCCUAAUGUGCUGUGGCUCAAUUUAGAAAACUGAAGUAAGGAAGUUGUGUUUGUUGUGUAAUACAAUAUGGCUCUAUGCAGUUGUAGAAGACUUGCAGUCUUUGCAUCCAUUUUGUCAAUUUAAACUGGAACUUUUAUGAUAGUUAUUUUAAAAGCGUAGUAUGAUUUAUUUGAAAUACAGAAAGUGGAGAGGAGGCUGAAAUCGGUUUGCCGACAAUAUGCUGCAGCAAUUCCGUGGUUGUUUGGUAUCAUCUCGUGUUGAUAUUCCCAGCCUAACCUAGUGAAGUCUGAUGGUUCACUUGUGUGCCACUCUGAAAAACCCAAGAAAUCCAAAUCCAUCUCAUCUCAGCCACUAAAAAUUAAGCUCCAGGAA